Messenger RNA from Paraglomus brasilianum, 2358 nucleotides. The record is from the annotation of a GenBank genome assembly. NCBI's taxonomy places the organism in Eukaryota, Fungi, Glomeromycota, Glomeromycetes, Paraglomerales, Paraglomeraceae.
AUGCCAACUCCAAACAUUGCAACAGUUCCCUUCAAAUCAACAAAACGCAUACAAUUAAUACCCCUUUUACGCGAUUACAUAUCUUAUUCUUAUGGCGAACAUCCGGACGCAUAUGUCGAUGAUUUCCGUAUAUUAGAUGAAUUGAGAAGUGACUGUGUUGCUCUAGAAGCUGACCGUAAUGCGUUGAAUAGGUUGCUGAAAUACUACGGACAACUUGUUUUUAUUGGAAGCAAGUUUCCAACAGAUGUAGGCAUCGACUUCCCGUGGACGUCAGCAUUUACACCCGAUAAAUCAGUUGGUCAACGCAGUUUCCUCUACGAAAAAGCUUGCAUUCUUUUUAAUAUUGGCGCAAUGUAUAGUCAGCUUGGCGUUGCCGAGAAUCGCCUUUCCAACGAGGGUGUCAAACGCGCGUGUCGGUUGUUUCAAAGCGCUGCCGGAUGCUUUACACAUUUAAAAGAUGUUGUAAUCCCCGAUAUGAGAAUUCCACCAACGCCAGAUAUGGAGAAUUUGACUCUGGUUGUUUUGGCUAACGUAAUGCUCGCUCAGGCGCAGGAAUGUUAUUGGCAGAAAGCCAUACAAGACAAUUUGAAAGAUGGAACAAUUGCAAAACUAGCGGGCCACGUCUCUGAUUUGUAUAACACCGCGUAUGAAGUCGCAAAGAAUAACUCUGGUGUGGCUACGUUAUUGGGGCAACCUCUUUUAAAACACAUCCAAGCAAAGUCGUGGCACUUUGCUGCUGCCGCAGAGUUUAGAAAAUCAUGUGACUGUCUCGGUCAGAAUCAAUAUGGAGAAGAGAUAUCGCGUUUGAAUGCUGCCAAAGACUUUGUCAAGAAGGCUCUUGAUCAGCAGAAUCACUUACGGGAAAGUGUUGUUAAGGAUUUGAGAUCUCUCGAAGCAGCCAUAUCUCAAAACCUUGCUCGUGCCGAAAGAGACAACAAUAUUAUCUAUCUCCAACCAGUCCCUUCACCAUCUGCCCUUCCUUCCAUUGGUCGUGCGAAAAUGGCCGUUUCCGAAACUCCAGCUGAGGUAAAAGACCCAAUUUCUUUAAUGGGCGAAAAUUCUAUCCUAGGGCUUCCUCUCUUUGCCCGAUUGGUUCCAUUUGCAGUUCAUCAAGCGGAGAGCGUAUAUUCGGAAAGGAAACAGAAUUAUGUAAAGGAAGAGAUUAUCGCUAAAUUCGAGGAAUUGGAUGAAAUUUGUAAAAGCACUUUGCAGUCGCUGAAUCUCCCUGGUGCCUUGGAAGUGGUAGAAAAACCGGAAGGAUUACCGCCAUCAAUCAAGGAAAAGUCGUCAGAGAUAAAACAAGAAGGUGGGAUAGAUCGUCUUUAUGACGAAAUAUCUACUGUAGAAGAACUGUCUGAACAGGUUUCUUCUAUACUGGAGGAGGCUUUAGGAAUAUUAGACCAAGAAGCUGCGGCUGAUGAUGAGUACCAAACCAAAUAUACGGACAAAUGGCAACUUCCUUCCAGCCUAUCAGUCAACACAAAGCUUAUAAAUCAAGGCGCUGUUCUUCGCGAGACACUGGAUCAAGCACGGCGUGCUGAUAUCACAUUAACGAAGAAGAUUGGAGAGUGGGAAGACAUUAUAACUCUUUUAUCUAGUGAUGAGACUGAACUUGAGAAAAGUAUUCCAUCGAGUAAUCCAACUGGAUCGAAUAAAGACGAAGUAUCGAACCAAUUACGCGAUCUCAUUAAUGAAACAGAAAAGAUGAUAAACGAACGAAAAGUUCACGCGCAUGAUGCUAAGAAGAUGGCAGAUCGCGAUGACAUUGGUCCUAUUUUGCGUCGGAAGGCGGCUGAAAUCACAUCAAACUCGAUAGCGGUUCAGAUUGAACCUGCAAGCUUUGAAGAAUUAUUCACAGUACAACUGAAGAAAUACGACAAGUUUAAGCAAAUAACUGCUACAGAAGAAAAGAAACAAGAAAAACUACUGAAGCGUAUAAGAGAAGUUAACAAUAAAUUUGUUGAAACACGCCAACAACACAAUGUUAAUCUUGCGCGAGUGAGAAAAGUACAACAUCUAGAAGCUGGAUACAAAAGAUUCUACGAAAUACUGAAGAAUUUACAAGAAGGCGCGAAGUUUUACGAAGGAUUUAAGAAACCAUUGAGAGACUUUAAAGAUGAAUGUUCAAAAUUUGCCAAAAGUCGAAAAGCGGCGGCGGAUGAACAAUUGGACAUGCUCCAACUUGCAACAACAAUGUCAUCAGUAUCUGUCUCAUCUAUACCACCUAAUGUGACUCCCGGAGAAUGGCAAUCAAGCAUGGGUAUUGCAUUUAAUGAUAAUACUGCUAAUCAAGCCAAGCCUACGUCCGGUGGAGCCUGGACAGCAAGUCAUGGGAUUAAAUUUGAUAAAAGUGAAUAA